Messenger RNA from Populus euphratica (Euphrates poplar), 1644 nucleotides. RefSeq names its product monocopper oxidase-like protein SKU5. The transcript is spliced from 7 exons. Gene Ontology annotation, cellular component: plasma membrane. Gene Ontology annotation, molecular function: copper ion binding; oxidoreductase activity. The coding region runs from base 1 to 1644 and encodes 547 amino acids. The record is from RefSeq and is a predicted model, not a curated record. Lineage: Eukaryota; Viridiplantae; Streptophyta; Magnoliopsida; Malpighiales; Salicaceae.
AUGGCUUCUCUGGGCUGCCCAAGGGGACUAACAGUGUGUGCAGCACUGCUAGCGGUGUUCCUUGCGAGAGCUAGUGGGAUUGAUAUCUUCCUUGAAUGGAAUGUUGCACUUGACAAUACCAUCAGACCUGUUACAGUUGAACAACCAGUUAUCACCAUCAAUGGUAUGUUCCCUGGACCUCUGAUCAAUGCUACAACAAACGAUUUCGUCCAUGUCAACGUUUUCAACAAUAUGGAUGAGCCUUUGCUCUUUACAUGGAAUGGUAUACAACAGAGGCUAAAUUCAUGGCAGGAUGGAGUUUCUGGGACAAACUGUCCUAUUCAACCUGGUAAAAACUGGACUUACGUGUUUCAGACCAAGGACCAAAUUGGCAAUCAUUUCUACUUUCCUUCUAUCAACUUCCAGAAAGCUGCUGGAGGAUUUGGGCCAAUUCGAGUCAACAAUCGCAAUGUUAUCCCUGUCCCCUUCCCAAAACCAGAAGCUGAGUUUGAUCUUCUGAUAGGUGAUUGGUUUUAUGACAGUUACAAUAAAACCAGAUCAAUGAUGGCCUCCAUGGCAAAUAUUAUCACCCCAGAUGUUAUUCUAAUGAAUGGAAAAGGCCCUUAUGGCCAUUCAUUAUCAAAAGCCUAUGAAUCCUUUACCGUCACACAAGGAAAGACUUACAGAUUCGGGAUAUCAAAUGUUGGGAGUGCAUUCAGUUUCAACUUCAGGGUUCAAAAUCAUAAGAUGGUUUUGGUGGAAACAGAAGGGUCUUACACCAAUCAGAUGACACUGGAUUCUCUUGACGUGCAUGUUGGUCAAUCCUACUCAGUUCUCGUCACAGCUGAUCAGAAUGAAGCUGAUUACUAUAUUGUGGCAAGCCCUUUGUUGCUCAACUCUAGCAGUCCUGGGGGUUUCGAUGGUGUAGGGGUGCUACGCUAUUCGAACUCCCUUACACCAGUUAAUGGUCCUCUCCCAGGAGGUCCUGAUCCAUUUGAUCUGGAUUCUUCGGUCAAUCAAGCAAGAUCUAUCAGGUGGAACCUGACAGCAGGAGCUGCGAGGCCUAACCGACAAGGAGCUUUUAAUGUAACAAAUGUUACCUUGUCUCAAAACUUCAUCCUAGACGGAUCAACGGCAGAAAUUGGGGGCGCACAACGUUAUGCUGUCAACAAUGUGUCAUACUACACCUUAAACACCCCAUUGAAACUGGCAGAUCACUUCGUCAAUGGGUCUGGUGUUUACCAACUAGAUCGGUUUCCAGUUAAUUUUGUCAAUGCUAAAGCUGCUUAUGGAGUUUCUGUUGUUACUGGAAUUCACAAAGGGUGGAUAGAACUUGUCUUUGUGAAUAGCUUGAAUACCAUGGAUGCAUGGCAUUUAGACGGUUUUGGGUUCUACGUUGUUGGAUUUGGCAAUGGAUUGUGGGGACCUGAGGCUCGCAAUGAUUACAAUAUUUACGACCCAGUUGUCCGGUCCACCGUGCAAGUGUACCCCAACGGAUGGACUGCAGUAUAUGCAUUCCUAGACAAUCCUGGAAUGUGGAACCUCCGGUCACAAAGCUUGAAAAAUUGGUACUUAGGCCAGGAACUGUAUAUACGAGUCUUUGACGAUGAUCCUAAUCCUGCCAAGGAGCGUCCACCACCUAAUAACCUACUUCUAUGUGGUUAG